Molecule: messenger RNA, 517 nt
Organism: Mucor mucedo
Lineage: Eukaryota; Fungi; Mucoromycota; Mucoromycetes; Mucorales; Mucoraceae
Exons: 5
Source: RefSeq, a predicted model, not a curated record
AUGACAUCCUCAACACCACCAACGAAACUUGAGAUGUUUACCACCCGCCUGGAAGUUCGCGUUCCUGCUACUUUGGCAACACCUGAUUACUAUUCCGAGCUUACAAGCAAACUGAAAUCAGCUGUUGCUGAUGAUGCAUUUAACCAUCUGGAUUCCAGAGUUUACCUGGAGUACAUUAGACUCUAUAUAAAUGCCAUCAGUGAAUUGGCCGAGUUAUGCCUUGGCAGUGUGCUCUUAGAGUCUCUUUCCGGGUUGAAUUUGGCGGCUUAUAUGCUCAACUCGCUCAUGCACCGGGAAGAUACCUCCAACAUCGAUGCCAAUGCUUUUGUUCCCGUUGGGGAAACGAUCAUGUUUGGUCAUACGUUCGACAUGGCUCGAAUGAGAAAAGUGUUUUCGGAUCCAAAUGUUCACGAAAUAGUGUCCAGAAGAACAACUGGUUUUGAAUUUCCAGCAAUUACGCUUGGUCCUCUUCGGGUGUAUUCCGAGUGUUUCACCGGUAGUGUGAUCCCUGUGGAAG